AUGGCUUCGAGUAUUUUCGCCCCUGGAGUACCGCAAGCGAUGCAGGACUUCCACUCUACCAGCUCAGUACUCUCGACAUUCGUCGUCUCUGUUUUCAUUGUCGGUUUCAUUCUUGGGCCGUUGGUGCUCUCGCCUGCUAGCGAAGUAUACGGAAGACUUCCUGUCACACACGCAGCAAAUAUUGCAUUCCUGGUCGCUUCGAUAUUAUGUGCGGUUUCAGUCAAUAUAUCAAUGCUGAUUGUAUUCCGGCUUGGUAUGGGGCUCUCUGGCUGCGUUCCAGUAACUUUAGGAGCAGGUUUUAUAGCAGAUCUAAUGCCUAUGGAGAAAAGAGGGAUGGCACUUGCAAUCUGGACCUUUGGACCCUUGGUGGGUCCAGUGACUGGUCCGGUCAUUGGAGGAUAUAUGGGUCUCGAUACAGGAUGGAGAUGGACAUUUUGGCUGGUAUCGAUUCUUGGAGGUGCAGCCACUCUCGCUGGCUUUGUCUUCAUGCAAGAAACUUACGCUCCAACCAUUCUCAAACAAAAGGCUAAGAUGUUACGAAAAAGCACUGGCCGCGAGAUGAGAACCAAAUAUGAUAAAGGUCAAACCUUGAAGCAGCUUAUUGCUUCUGCGGUUACAAGGCCUCUCAGAAUGUUGAUACUAUCCCCAAUCGUCCUCAUCCUGUCCAUCUAUCUGUCUGUCAUUUACAGCUAUUCAUACCUCUUAUUAACGACAUACACAGAGAUCUUUGAAGGGGUCUAUAACUUCAACUCGGGUGAAGCUGGGUUGGGCUACCUAGGGCUUGGGGUUGGAUUUGUUGCCGGCGCAUGUGCCGUCGGACCUUUCUCAGAUUGGUACAUAAAGUUGCAAAGAGAACGCCAUGGAUUGCCCCAGCCAGGAGACCGUCUACCUCCAUUGUUGCUAGGUUCCUGUUGGGUUCCUAUCGGCCUCUUCUGCUACGGUUGGUCAGCUCAAGCGAGAACACACUGGAUGGUCCCCAUUGUAGGAACAGGUAUUUUUGGCGCAGGAGUGGAACUUAUCUUUUUCCCAAUCCAAUUGUACCUUAUCGACACCUUUACCAUCCACGCUGCUAGCGCCGUAGCUGCCAAUACUGUUGUUCGAUCGAUAUUCGGCGCUUUAAUUCCCUUGGCUGGGAACCCCUUGUACAAUAAAUUGGGACUGGGAUGGGGUAACAGUGUUUUGGCUUUCAUUUCCAUUGCUUUUGCGCCUUUUUCUCUUGUCUUGCUGAAGUUUGGGGCUCCUAUACGUACAAAUCCACGCUUUCAAGCGAGCAUUUGA
This is a messenger RNA of Talaromyces marneffei, 1278 nucleotides long. RefSeq lists its product as uncharacterized. Gene Ontology annotation, molecular function: transmembrane transporter activity. The record is from RefSeq and is a predicted model, not a curated record. The transcript is spliced from 4 exons. NCBI's taxonomy places the organism in Eukaryota, Fungi, Ascomycota, Eurotiomycetes, Eurotiales, Trichocomaceae. Gene Ontology annotation, biological process: transmembrane transport. Bases 1 to 1278 code for a protein of 425 amino acids.